AUGCCAAGGUUCGUGGCUGUCUUGGCCCCAGAGACGCCGAGCGUGUCAAUCAACAAUGCUGAGAAAGUUCACAUUGUCCACUCUGUCUUCAUCAAAGCGCUGGGAUACUCGGACUCGGCGCUCUCGUCGCCCAUCAUAGGCAUCAUCAACACGUACUCGUCGUUCAACCCGUGCCACUCCAACGUGCCGCAGCUCAUUGAAUCCGUCAAGCGCGGGGUUCUGGCGUCGGGCGGGCUCCCCGUCGAUUUCCCGACCAUCAGCAUCCACGAGAGCUUCGCCAGCCCGACGAGCAUGUACCUGCGCAACCUCAUGAGCAUGGACACGGAGGAGAUGAUCAAGGCGCAACCCGUCGACGCCGUGGUCAUGAUCGGCGGGUGCGACAAGACGGUUCCCGCGCAGCUGAUGGGCGGCAUCAGCGCCAACAAGCCUGUCGUGCCCUUGAUCACGGGGCCGAUGAUGCCCGGCUCCGUUCAAGGGUCGAGAGUGGGCGCGUGUACAGACUGCAGGAGUUACUGGGCAAAGUACCGGGCCGGCGGCAUCGACGUCGAGGACAUCAUGUCGGUGAACGAGGAGCUGGCACCCACCGGCGGGACGUGUGGAGUCAUGGGCACGGCGUCGACAAUGGCGUGCGUCACCGCCGGACUGGGUCUGCUCGAACUACGGGCAGGGGCGACAGCGGCAGCAGUCAGUUCCGCGAGACUGAGGGUUGCUGAACAAGCCGGGCGAAAUGCCGUGGCGAUGCUGACCAAGGACCAAAUGAAGCCACAGGACCUGCUCACGCGAGAAAGUUUCAUCAACGCAAUCACCGUGCUCCAGGCCAUAGGCGGAAGCACCAACGCGGUGGUGCACUUACUUGCCAUCAUCAACAGACACCCCAGAGUGGCCGGCACAAUCGAUCUCAAGACGUUUGACGAGAUUGGCAAAAAGACCCCGCUGCUGGUCGAUCUCAAACCCAGCGGCGACAACUACAUGACCGACUUCCAUAACGCUGGCGGGAUGCUAGCGUUGCUGCACACCCUGAGACCACUGUUGCAUCUCGAUGCGAAGACGAUAACCGGCCAGACCCUGGGAGAGGUGUUGGAGAGCACCCCGUUCAAGACGUUUCCAUACUCGAGACAAAUCAUCCGCUCACUCGACGACCCUCUCCAUCCUGCGUCGAGUCUGGUCGUGCUCUACGGCAACGUGUGUCCCAACGGUGCGGUCAUGAAAGCGUCGGCGUCGAAGAAUCGCAAACUGCUUCACCACCGAGGAUCAGCUUGCGUCUUUGAAGACACGGCUGAUCUGGCCCGGCGCAUCGACGAUCCAGACCUCGAAGUAACGGAAGAUUCCGUGCUGGUGCUCAAAAGUAUAGGUCCGGUAGGGAAUCCAGGCAUGCCCGAGGCAGGAUUGAUCCCGAUCCCUCAGAAACUAGGCAGAAAAGGGGUCCUGGACAUGCUGCGAAUAAGCGACGGUAGAAUGAGCGGAACCGCCGGAGGGACCAUCUUGUUGCACAUUUCACCCGAGUCGGCCGACUUGGAUUCUGUUUUUGGGGUGGUGCAGACCGGAGACAAGAUUGUAUGUGAUGUCGAGCGGAGGCUACUGUCUCUCGACGUUGAACAGGACGAAAUAGCGAGAAGAAUAGCAGAGCGCAAGCAACGAGCUCAGACGGCGACACAUGACCGUCCGGAACCGUGGAUUGACAGGCACGAUCGACGAGGGUACCGAGGUCUGUAUGAGAGAGAAGUCAACCAGUCUCACUUGGGUUGUGAUUUUGGAUUUUUGACAGCAAACGGGGGGCCUGGAGGAUCCAAAAAUAUCGAGUCACGAUGA
Exophiala spinifera is the source of this 1809-nucleotide messenger RNA. Its product is annotated as dihydroxy-acid dehydratase. Lineage: Eukaryota; Fungi; Ascomycota; Eurotiomycetes; Chaetothyriales; Herpotrichiellaceae. The record is from RefSeq and is a predicted model, not a curated record. Gene Ontology annotation, molecular function: hydro-lyase activity. The transcript has a single exon. The coding region runs from base 1 to 1809 and encodes 602 amino acids.